Molecule: messenger RNA, 6796 nt
Organism: Sceloporus undulatus (fence lizard)
Lineage: Eukaryota; Metazoa; Chordata; Lepidosauria; Squamata; Phrynosomatidae
Gene: MADD
Product: MAP kinase activating death domain
Exons: 35
Coding region: 316-5190 (1624 amino acids)
Biological process (GO): regulation of Rab protein signal transduction; regulation of apoptotic process
Cellular component (GO): cytosol
Molecular function (GO): guanyl-nucleotide exchange factor activity
Source: RefSeq, a predicted model, not a curated record
GGGGCGUUGUUGAUGCGGAACUGGAAGGGCUGCUCUGGGCUGCGUGCGCGAAGAGGAGGAGGAGGAGGAGGAGGAGAGGCCUCCUCCAGUGACAGCAGGUGAGGCGCCCCUCUGUGACACAGCAGCAGAGACCCCAGGAAGGGGGCAGGCAGGGCGGCGGUGGAGCUCCUGUGAAGGGCCUCCCUGGCAAGCAGGAAGCUGUAGCUUGAUGGCACAAUUUCAAUGAGCAGUCUCUUCUCCAAGGGUGUUAUCAGAAACUACCUGGCCCAAUGAAUGAGAAAUUCACUGAGAUGACAUAGUGAAGGAGACGAGACCAUGGUGCAGAGGAAGAGGAGCUGUCCUCGCUUACUUGAUUACCUUGUGAUUAUUGGAGCCAGGCAACCAAGCAGUGACAGUGUGGCACAGACGCCUGAACUACUACGCCGUUACCCUCUAGAAGAUUACACUGAUUUCCCACUUCCUCCAGAUGUAGUAUUCUUCUGCCAGCCAGAGGGAUGUUUAAGUGUUCGGCAGAAGCGUAUGAGUUUGCGAGAUGACACUUCCUUUGUCUUUGCACUCACAGAUAAAGAUACAGGAAUCACUCGCUAUGGGAUAUGUGUCAAUUUCUAUCGCUCCUUUCAGAAGCGUGUGCCCAAGGAGAAGGGGGAAGGCAGUGGUGGACAUCGUGUUCGAGAUGGGCAGAAAGCACCCAAAUCUGGAGAUGCUUCCACUGCUCAAGAAGAGAAGGGUAAUGAGAGUUCAGAGAGUGGUGGUUCUCUGCAGCCCCCAAGCACAGAGCCUGCCCCAGAUGUGAAUCGAUCACCUCGGAGCAAACAUUCAUCCAAAGGCACACAUCGCUCUCGUAACAGCACUCUGACCUCCCUGUGCAUCAUUAGUCACUAUCCCUUUUUCUCUACGUUUCGUGAAUGCCUAUACACCCUGAAGAGGCUUGUGGACUGCUGCAGUGAGAGACUGUUAGGGAAGAAGUUGACAAUCCCACGAGGAGUCCAGAGGGAUACAAUGUGGCGGAUAUUCACAGGUUCCCUUCUUGUAGAGGAGAAAUCCAGUGCAUUGCUACAUGAUUUGCGUGAAAUUGAAGCCUGGAUUUAUCGACUGCUUCGUUCACCUGUGCCUGUUGCUGGUCAGAAGCGUGUGGAUGUGGAAGUCUUACCACACGAAUUGCAGCCAGCCUUAACAUUUGCCCUCCCUGACCCCUCCCGCUUUUCUUUGGUGGAUUUCCCUUUGCAUCUGCCCUUGGAGCUGUUAGGUGUGGAUGCUUGUUUGCAGGUGCUGUCUUGCAUUCUCUUAGAACACAAGGUAGUACUGCAAUCCCGGGACUAUAACGCUCUCUCUAUGUCUGUGAUGGCAUUCGUGGCUAUGAUAUACCCACUGGAGUAUAUGUUCCCAGUGAUCCCACUCCUUCCUACCUGCAUGGCUUCUGCAGAACAGCUACUUCUGGCCCCAACACCUUAUAUCAUUGGAGUCCCAGCCAGCUUCUUCCUUUACAAACUAGACUUUAAAAUGCCAGAUGAUGUAUGGCUAGUUGAUCUGGACACCAAUAAGGUUAUUGUUCCUACAAAUGCUGAGUUACUGCCUGUUUUGCCAGAACCUGAAGCUUUAGAAUUGAAAAAACACCUGAAACAGGCUUUGGCCAGUAUGAGUUUGAAUACCCAGCCCAUCUUUAACCUAGAAAAGUUUCAUGAAAGUCAGGAGAUCCCACUACUUAGUGGAAAACCUCAGAAUGACCUGCAGUCCACACCUUCUACAGAAUUCAACCCCCUGAUCUAUGGCAAUGAUGUAGAUUCAGUGGAUGUGGCCACAAGGGUUGCCAUGGUGAGAUUCUUCAAUUCACCAAAUGUUCUACAGGGAUUCCAGAUGCAUACCCGUACACUUCGACUCUUUCCCCGGCCAGUGGUGGCAUUUCAGGCCAAUUCUUUCUUGGCCUCACGACCAAAACAGACUGCCUUUGCAGAAAAAUUAUCCAAGACCCAGGCAGUGGAAUACUUUGGGGAAUGGUCACUCAACCCCACUAAUUAUGCUUUCCAAAGAAUUCACAACAAUAUGUUUGACCCAGCUCUGAUUGGUGAUAAGCCAAAGUGGUAUGCUCACCAACUGCAGCCAAUACAUUACCGUGUCUAUGACAGCAAUUCUCAGUUGGCUGAAGCACUCAGUGUUACAAUAGAGAGAGAAACAGAUUCAGAUCCUACUGAUGAUAGUGGCAGUGACAGUGUGGAUUACGAUGACUCCAGCUCAUCAUAUUCAUCCCUUGGUGACUUUGUUAGUGAAAUGAUGAAAUGUGACAUCAAUGGUGGCACUCCAAGUGUGGAUCCAUUAACUCAUGCAGCUCUGGGUGAUGCAAGUGAAGUGGAAUUCGAUGAUUUCCAGGAAUACUCGGGUGAUAUGGAUGAACAGGCCCCAGACAGUGAGAACUCUCAAGACAAUAACCAACCACGAUCAAGUUCAAGCACUACAGCCAGUAGUAGCCCCAGCACUGUCAUCCACGGGGUGAAUCAUGAGUCUGCUGAUUCAGCAGAGAUGGAAGAGAAGAUGGUAGCUGGUUUUUCAAAUCACCUUCCCAGUUUGCCUUUGCAACCAAACUUUCCCAGGAUGGCCUUGGAUCGUCGUGACAGUGAGAGUACUUCAAACAGUUUGAGUUCCACAGAAGGAAUAGUGAAGAAACGAGAGUAUGAUAAUCCAUAUUUUGAACCUCAGUAUGGGUUCCCAACAGAGGAGGAGGAAGAUGAACAAGAGGAAAGCUAUACACCAAAGUUUAAUCAGAACCUCAAUGGCAGUCGACCCCCGAAGCCUCUGCGUCCUAACAGUUUAAAGCUGGGCAAUGACUCUGAUGCGGAAUCGGAUUCUCAUGCUAGUUCCCCAAAUUCUACGAUCUCUAACAACAGCACUGAAGGUUUUGGGGGAAUUAUGUCUUUUGCAAGUAGCCUAUACAAGAACCACAGUACAAGCUUUAGUCUGUCCAAUUUAGCACUUCCAACCAAAGCUGGGAGAGACAAAAACACCCCAUUUCCUAGUCUGAAAGUAUUUGGGCUAAAUACUAUAAUGGAGAUUAUUACUGAAGCUGGGCCAGUAAGCAAUGAAGGAAACCGGAGAGCACUUGUAGAUCAGAAGUCUUCUGUUAUAAAGCACAGCCCAACAGUGAAAAGAGAAUCUCCUUCACCUCAGGGACGAACUGGUAAUUCCAGUGAGAACCAGCAGUUCUUGAAAGAGGUGGUGCACAAUGUCCUAGAUGGACAAGGAAUUGGCUGGUUUCACAUGAAGAGAGUCCGUCGUCUCCUGGAGAGUGAGCAACUCCGUGUGUUUGUAUUAAGCAAGCUUAAUCGCACUAUCCAGUCAGAGGAGGAUGCACGACAGGAUGUGGUCCAUGAUGUGGAGAUCAGCCGCAAGGUUUAUAAAGGGAUGCUGGAUUUGCUGAAGUGUACUGUGUUAAGUCUUGAACUAUCAUAUACAAAUGCGGGACUUGGGGGCAUGGCAAGUGUCUUUGGCCUUCUGGAAAUAGCUCAUACCCACUACUAUAACAAAGAGCCAGAAAAAAGAAAAAGAAGCCCAACAGAUGGAGCAAUCACUCCGGUUGGCAAGGAGCCUAUUUUAGCCAUGAGAGUGGAAUCGAAACCGAAGGUGCAACUGCCAGUACCUCAGCUCAUGCCACAGGCACCAAGCCCCACAGGGAAAGGGCCAAGGGAGUUUGACACAAGGAGUCUAAAGGAGGAGAAUUUUGUAGCUUCUAUUGAAUUGUGGAAUACGCACCAGGAAGUGACAAAGCAAAAAGCUUUGGAAAAACUGAGGUCAGAAGGUACAAAACACUUCUUUGAUUUGGGAGAGACAGAGGAGAAGAAAUCACAGAUUAGUGCAGACAGUGGUGUUAGCUUAACCUCCAGCUCCCAGAAAAGCGAUCUGGAUUCUGUGGCAAGCAUUGGACCUGCUGUUAUGAUCCGAAGCACAAGCCAAGAUUCUGAAGUUAGCACAGUGGUGAGCAACAGCUCUGGAGAGACACUAGGAGCAGACAGUGAUUUGAGCAGCAAUGCGGGUGAUGGCCUUGGUGGGGAGAGUGGUGGAAACCUAACAGGAUCACGAGGCACUGUAUCAGAUAGUGAAAUUGAGACAAACUCUGCUACUAGCUCUAUCUUUGGUAAAUCUCAUAGUUUGAAACAGACAAUAAAAGAUAAAAACAGCAGUCUGGCAAGAACUAUAGAAGAUUCAAGCCAACGAGUUUAUCUCUGUGAGGGUCUUCUGGGUAAGAGAUACCUAAUCAAGUCAAGCUCCUUCUCUUCCACCCCCAGAUCAUUACAAGUUUGCUCAAAAUUUGUUGAAAUAAAUCAGUUAUCUCCUUUGGAAUACUUAGGAAGUAUUUUUUUUUACAUCAAACAGAAGGGAACCAUUAGUGUUACUGUUGACAAUGUGCAGAAGAAUGAUAUUAGGAAGAAGGUGCGCCGUUUAAUGGGGAAAUCUCACAUUGGCCUCGUGUAUAGUCAAGAAAUCAAUGAAGCACUUGACAAAAUUUCUAACGUGAAUGGUAGAGAGCUUCCAAUUCGACCCAGUGGUAGUAGACAUAUCAAGAAGCAAACAUUUGUUGUACAUGCUGGAACAGAUACAACAGGAGACAUCUUCUUCAUGGAGGUAUGUGAUGAUUGUAUUGUGUUGAGGAGCAACAUUGGCACUGUGUAUGAGCGCUGGUGGUAUGAAAAACUCAUCAACAUGACAUACUGUCCCAAAACAAAAGUACUUUGUCUUUGGAGAAGGAAUGGCCAAGAGACACAACUGAAUAAGUUCUACACCAAAAAGUGCCGGGAAUUAUAUUAUUGUGUGAAAGAUAGUAUGGAGCGAGCAGCUGCAAGACAACAAAGCAUAAAACCAGGCCCUGAAUUGGGAGGAGAAUUCCCAGUGCAGGAUAUGAAAACUGGUGAAGGAGGACUUCUUCAAGUCACACUGGAAGGGAUUAACCUGAAAUUCAUGCAUAGUCAGGAGCGGAAGGUUUUCAUAGAGCUGAAUCACAUUAAAAAGUGCAAUACAGUGCGAGGAGUCUUUGUCCUGGAGGAAUUUGUUCCUGAAACUAAAGAAGUGGUGAGCCACAAGUACAAGACACCAAUGGCCCAUGAGAUCUGCUACUCCGUGUUGUGUCUCUUCUCCUAUGUGGCUGCAGUUCGUGGGAAAGAAGCAGAGAGCAAAAUCAAACCACCUCGUCCAGUGUCCAGCUGAUCAAGGUCACUGAUGGGAAAUGUGUUGGCGUGUAAUACUCCAGUUUAUGUUGCUCUUACAGGAGAUCUUCUAACCAUCUCUAAUGCAAUUUUUUUUGUUUAUAUGACCCUGCAAGUCCCUUUGACAAAAAUCAGACUUGCUGUUUAGUCAUGUGCUGAAGCUGUUUUCUCUAGCAUUUCUGAACAUAGGUUUUCCUUCUACAGUGAAUGAUCUACUACUGCCAGUCUUGGAAUUAGCUUUCUUAGCUAAUUAGUUCACAGUGAGGCUCAGUUAUUUUUAUUUUGAGUGGUUACCAUUCUUACUUGUAAUCUAUUUAUAGACUCAAGUCUCUGUGUUCAGAUUUUGUAUUAUGCCUACAGUGGUAUCCACUCAAUCUUGCCUGGAUCACUUAUUGUUGCUGCUGUUGAAGUGCUAUGCUCUUCAUUAUUUUGUUCUUUGCUCUCCAUACUUAUGCUUGUCAACCUGGAAUUCCUGCCACAUGACCUUUCUCUGUUCUUGAGCACCUCCUUCUACAGAAAGGCAUGGGUUUUUCUGAGAAUGGAAACAAAACUACACAUCAAUCAUUGUAUCUUCAGAGGAAUAGCUAGAAACCAUGAUGGCAGAAGGGAUUAAUUUGGCAAGCCUCUUAAGACUGGUUUGCAUGUACUGUACAUAGAUAGUCUUUUGAUUGGGAAGUACCAUUCUGCUAACAUUCCAGUAGUUCAUCUCACUAGUAUGUGCUCAAAGUGAUAGAUGCAAUUCUUCAUGGUAAGUGUGCAGAAUUCAGUGAGGUAAGGGAAAAGGCUUUAAAGAGGCUUUAAAAAGAAGAAUAAAUUAAAAAGGAAGGGAAAACUCAUCAAAACAGAGACAGUGCUAUCAGUUGAAAAAUGAUAUAUUUAUCUAAAGCACAAUAUGGUCUGUCAUAUGUUUUUGGAAACACAUAAGGUUAUGAAAAUAAUUAUGAGCAAUUAAAAGUUUGUCAGUAGCACUGUAUAUCCUUGUUCCAAGUCUCCUUUUAGUCACUGCUUCUGUCUAAACUAUACAUCAGGGAGCAGAAUCAUGCAGCCCUUCUGAUGAUGGUGGAUUACAACUCCCAGCAUUUCUUGCCAUUGACUGUGCUGGCUAGGGCUUCUGGGAGUUGCAGUUCAUCAACAUCUGGAAGGCCAUGUGAGACCCACCCUUGUCAUAUAUGUAUAUCAAAGAAUUUUUGCAAAAACCGUGCUACUGUGUUAUGAAGCCUUCCGCCCAGGUAAGGUAUCCAGUUGACAUUCUGUUUUUAAGUAUGUUAAAAAUGAAUGUCUGAGAUAUUUCUUCUUUUUCAUGGACUGUACUGGACUCUAAUGCAAAAAUAUACCAGGGUACUUGGAGGAUCUACAGUAUGUAAUAAACUCUAGAAAAUAUGAGACUGCUCUAUCUCUUGUUGGAGUAUUAGAAAAAUUAACAAAGUUUUUGACAACGUGACUUCUGAAGUAAAAGAGUUUACUCCAUGCAGCUCUGUUUGUGCAUUUGUUGAAUAGACUGUACUAUGUAAUAGUUGGGAGGAAAGAUGUAAAUAUUUCAGUACCAUGUCUAUUUAUAGAAAAGUGUACAGUUGUCUGGAUGUGAAAAAUAAACUACCAUUAAAUCA